Molecule: messenger RNA, 2872 nt
Organism: Ictalurus furcatus (blue catfish)
Lineage: Eukaryota; Metazoa; Chordata; Actinopteri; Siluriformes; Ictaluridae
Gene: plppr4a
Product: phospholipid phosphatase related 4a
Exons: 7
Coding region: 350-2635 (761 amino acids)
Biological process (GO): phospholipid metabolic process; signal transduction; axonogenesis
Molecular function (GO): phosphatidate phosphatase activity
Source: RefSeq, a predicted model, not a curated record
CACGAACGCGCGCGCACACUCUGCGUGAAAGUGGGUUUUUAGCACACCUCUGACGUCACUCCCGCACGUCAGCUUCUCUCGUCUCCAGUCGGCGUUAAUCUGUGGAGGAGUCUGAAGCGUCUCUGCGUCUCUCGGUGAGGAGUGGAGGAUCGUUAGCGCUUAUUAAAGGAUGCUGCAUGGGUUCACAGCGCUGCAGUGGCUUUGCUUCCUCUCAUUCCCACCCUGAGCAUGGACAACUAAAUUAAUACUAAAAGGGGACUAAAGGAGGACUAAUCACGCACUGAUCCACAUCAAGUGGGAGUUUAUCAUUCUAAUCAUUAACAAAAAUACCCAAAGGAGACACUUCAUCAUGUCGGCCAAAGAGAGACUUAAAGCCAGCAUGAGCAAAGAAAGCGUCACUCUGCUGCCCUGCUUCUACUUUGUGGAGCUCCCGAUCCUGGCCUCCUCAGUGGUCAGUCUGUACUUUUUGGAGCUGACAGACAUUUUCAAGCCUGUGCACUCGGGCUACAGCUGCAAUGACCGGAGCCUGAGCAUGCCCUACAUUGAUCCCACCAAGGAAGUCGUACCGUUUCUCAUGCUCUUCAGCCUGGCGUUUGUAAUUCCAGCAGCCACGAUUAUGAUCGGAGAGGGUAUCCUGUACUGCUUCCAGGUCAAAAGAAGGAUCAGCAUAAAAACCGAAGCCAACAUAAAUGCUGCUGGCUGUAACUUUAAUUCCUACAUCCGCCGGGCUGUGAGGUUUGUGGGUGUCCACAUCUUUGGCUUGUGCAUCACAGCCCUCAUCACAGACAUCAUCCAGCUGUCCACAGGGUACCAUGCUCCUUACUUCCUGACAGUGUGUAAGCCCAACUACACCAUCCUCAACACCACCUGUGAUGACGGUGCCUUCAUCGUGGAGGACAUUUGCUCAGGCUCUGACUCAGUAGCCAUCAACAUCGGAAGGAAGUCUUUUCCAUCACAACAUGCCACCUUGGCUGCAUUCGCUGCAGUGUACGUCUCAAUGUACUUCAAUGCCACCUUAACUGACUCCUCCAAGCUACUCAAGCCCCUAUUGGUCUUUUCCUUCAUCAUGUGUGCGGUCAUCUGUGGUCUGACUCGCAUCAUCCAGUUCAAAAACCAUGCCAUGGAUGUCUACAGUGGUUUCCUCAUCGGAGGAAGUAUAGCCAUCUACCUGGGUCUUUAUGCAGUGGGUAACUUUAAACCCAGCGAGGACACGUCCCUCCGGCAGCGGCCACGUCCGCAGCCACGUCCUCAACCCCCACCCAUGCAGAUUCCACCCCAGCCUCAGCCGAUCAUGCCUCCUCCGGCCCUCCGUGAGCCCCUGCGUCCUCUCCCUAACCUUAACACAGAGCCCCCACGCCUCCUUCAGCCAAAGAGUCUGAGCGUAAGGGAGCGUCCAACUUCAGCUCGCUCGGAAAGCAUCCUACUUAGAGGACCUCAUCGUGACUCUUCCUUCAGUCUGAAGAGGGCCAGCACUGAGUUGGAAUGCAUCACGGCUGCUAGCCACCUGUACCAGGACAGCAUGGUGACCUUCAGCAACACUCUGCCUCGUUCACACUCUAUAGGUGCGGAGGAACCAAUACCACGUCGUCACGCCGCGAUCCAUGCUUCCAUGGACUCCACACGAUCCAAGCAGUUGCUCUCACAAUGGAAGAGCAAGAAUGAGAACCGAAAGCUUUCAUUGCAGGCUGGAGAGGGUCCUGACGGGGGCAUGGAAGUACGCUGCAGCUCUGAACCCACUGCCAUGGGUCUGGAGGGGCCACCUGGACAAUAUAUGAAGAUGGCAGCCAGUGUUGUACCACUAGCUAACCACAAUGGUGGAGGAGGUGGUGGUGGUGGUGGAGCCAGGGUGUCCAUUCAGUCACGGCCAGGCUCAUCACAGUUAGUACACAUUCCUGAGGAGACACAAGAGAAUGCAUGCUCAUCUCUGCAGGAGGACAUGGAGGAAGUAAGUGAUGGUGGAGGAGGAAUGGUCGGGAAUGCAAGAGCAAAAUGGAUGAAGAUGGCAGAGAUGAGCGCCCCCUGCAGGACUAACAGCCAGCCACGGAUAAUGCAGGUGAUCGCCAUGUCUAAACAGCAGAGCAUCAUUCAUGGAAGCCCCAAGAGCGAGGGCAGUGCUGUCAGCCGCACAGGAUCCAUCCGUUACAAGGCACUGACAGAGCAGGACCCUGGCACAGGCAUCGUGCAUGUCGAUGCACAUCCGGAAAACAGAUCCAAUUCUGAUGCCGGUGGGUCUUGGAGGUGGAAGGCACCACCAGAGCGUGUCAGCGUGCGCCAGUGCUUUGAGCUCAACGAUCUCAACCGCAACUCAGAGAGUUGCGAUUCCCUUAAGGACGGCUCUGUACCUGAUAUGAACAACCCUCAUCAUCCACAUUUUCACCAUCAUCACCAUUUUCACCACCCACACCAACACCAUCAGGCCAUUACCACCAUCCGUGUGACACCUGUAGAGUCAAGCAGCGAAGCUGAGGCUGCCUCUGAGACGCUUUCUCUUGCCUCCAGCCGUGACUCCACCCUGCGCCGCAAAAACGUCAUCCUGCUGCCUGACCGAGGCCCGAGUCCGGACAAUGCCAGGAAUCUGCCACACUUUUUCAAAGCAUCCCCUACGCCUCCUCCCACUGUGACAUUCAAAGAGUGAACUCAAGCUCAUUCCAUCUUUUUGUUUCAGAGUGGCCUUGCUCUCUUACCUGACUCGCAGUUCUCUGGAAGGACAGACGGGAGUCACACUGGAUAUACAGUAUAUUUCCUUUUCACCUGUACUGGCUCCUUCCAACUUUGUAAGGUGGUGUUAUGUAUUUUCACAUUUUUUGAUGUACUGUGACAUUGAAAAAGCACAAAAGUUCUUUUUUUGCGACUCUUUCGCAAGGGUGGUUUU